AUGAAUCCGGAUGUAUCGUUUGUAUUUGAUUAUAUUGUACCAAUUUCGUUAUCACAUCAAUACUUAUCCUCAGUAAAUUCUGAUGGUAAUCAUCAAAAAUUAUUACAACGUCGUCAGGAACUAUCUAAUUCUACGACUAAACUACCAGAAUUAACAACAACAACAUUUCAACAAACAUUAACAUUUGUUGAAAAUUUUAAACGUAAUCAACAUAAAUCUAUAACAGAUAAAAGUCGUGUACUAUUACAAAUACCACAAGAAAAUACAAAUGAUAAUAAAACUUUAACACCACAACAAUUACGCUAUCAACUUAAUCUUAAACUUGAACAACUUAUACGUACACGUGUUAUUGAACCACAUCGUGUUAUUAAUCGAUCAAGUAUUUUACCAGCAUCGCCAAUUAAAUCGAAAAUUGUACCAAAAGAAAAUUUUUCUCGUAUAAUAAUACCUUCAUAUUUGAAUCGAUCAGUUGAUAAAAGUAUUAUUUCAUUGUCGACUACAACAAUAAAUACGACAGUUACACAAGAUGAUCUUAUUGAUAAAGAUUCACUUGGAGAUAAUGAUGAGGCUUGUGAGGAAAUGAUGGAAGAAGAAAUUAUUACUUUCUUACAGCAACAACCUAUGUUGGACAAAGAUUCAUUUGAAAUGGAAACAGAAGAAUAUGAAGCUGAAUUUGAAGAAGAAUCACUUCGUGAUUCUGAAAGUGAUGUUGAUGUAGACAAUACAUUUCCGGUUGAUCCAGCCUUACUUCUCUCCGAUAAAACACGUCGAGUUGGUAGUACAGAAGUUAAAUCAGGUUUUAUUCCAAGUUUAUUUGCAAAUGUUCCACCAACUAUUCGAUUUUGUAAUGAAACUGAACGAAUCGAACCACUUCCAUUACCAUUACAAAAAAUGAUGAAAUGGAAAAUGAGUUCAAUUACUCCAAAUGUUGUUAAAAGUGCUGUUCUUCGUUCAGGUUUUCGUUUAAGUGAUGAGGGUAAUGAUUGGCUUGGUACAUGGUCACGUCAUAUGAAACCAGUAUGUUUUAAAGCUAUUCGUGAAUAUCAAAAGAUUAAUCAUUUUCCAGGUUCAUUUCAAAUUGGACGAAAAGAUCGUCUUUGGAGAAAUUUAUCUCAUAUGCAGGCUGUACAUUCACGACGUGAAUUUGAUUUUGUACCACAAACAUUCGUAUUACCCGCUGAUUUUUUAUUAUUUAAACGUGUUUUUGAUGAAGUAUCCGACACUAAAGAAUCGAAAUGGAUUAUUAAACCACCAGCUAGUGCUCGUGGACAAGGCAUUCGUGUCAUCAGUAAAAUGGAACAAGUGCCGAAAAAACGUGCAGUUGUAGUACAAAAAUAUAUUGCAAAUCCAUAUUUAAUUAAUGGGCAUAAAUUUGAUUUAAGACUCUAUGUUUAUGUUCCAUCACAUGAUCCAUUACGAAUUUAUCUUUUUGAUGAUGGUUUGACUCGAUUUGCUUCGAGAAAGUACUCAACAUCUGUUAAAUCAUUAAGUGAUCGAUUUAUGCAUUUAACUAAUUAUUCGAUUAAUCGAUAUAAUAGUGAAUAUAAAUCAAAUAAUGAUUCAACAGCAUGUGCUGGACAUAAAUGGAGUUUAAAAGCUUUAUGGGCAUAUUUGAAAAAACGUGAUGUGGAUGUGGCAGAUGUUAUAGAAAGAAUUAAAGAUUUAGUUAUUAAAACUAUUAUUAGUGCUGAUUCUUAUGUGAAUGUCUUAACAAAAGCAAAUGUUCGACGAAAAUUUAGUGUUCAUGAACUUUUUGGUUUUGAUGUUAUUCUCGAUGAGCAAUGUAAACCUUAUAUCGUUGAAGUAAAUAUUUCUCCAAGUUUACAUUCUAAUUCACCAUUAGAUAUAAAUGUAAAAGGUUCGAUGAUAUCAGAUUUACUUAAUUUAAGUGGCUUUAUGAUACCAGAUCGAAAAGAUAUGUCAUCCGAUGGUUCAUCGCGAAAAAAAUCAAAAUUACCUAAAAGUCUCAUAUUUGAUCGAAGAGUUCUUCCACAAGGUUUAUCAACAGAUGAAAAAGUAAAACAUCAAUAUUUUGCUCAACGUCAUAAUGAUGAGCAAAUUCGAAAAAAUAUUGUUGAUUUAUUGACUCCUGAUGAUUUGAGAAUUUUGGUUGAAACUGAAGAUGAAUUUGCACGACGUGGUUCAUUUGAACGUAUUUUUCCAACAAAUCAAACACGAAAAUAUUUAAAAUAUUUCGAAACACCACGAUACUACAAUUUACUUUUAAAUGAAUGGAUUACAAAAUAUACUCGAAAUGAAGAUCGAGGUAUUGCAUUAUUAAAUACAUUUUGUAGAAAAGAAAUUCAUUUACAAAAUCCAGCAGUUGAUACAAAUCAUAUGUGGACGCAAUAUCAAAAACUUCAUGGACAUUUAUCUUAUCGAGAGAAUGACAAUGCGAAUACAAAUGGUUCUUAG
Messenger RNA from Adineta steineri, 2415 nucleotides. The record is from the annotation of a GenBank genome assembly. Lineage: Eukaryota; Metazoa; Rotifera; Eurotatoria; Adinetida; Adinetidae.